CCUAGAGAACUUUCAUCACAUUCUUUCAUGUGACCAACAGAAAUUUUUGGGUGUCAAAGAAAUUUGAAGGGGAAACUAACAUGGUCGAGCCAUGGUAUGCAACUGCAUAUUGCGUAGAUAAACUUACUGACUCGACAAUCCAGGAGUGGGUGCAGCGAGCUCCGAGUGAACAUCUUCGUUUGCCAGUGGCUAAUCAGUUUAUUGCCACUGACUUGUCCCUCAAGAAGACUGACAAGGUCAUGUAUCCAGUGAUUGAACUUUCACACUUCUUGAGAUGUUGCCGUUUAUCUUACAUUGGCUUGAUAACAGGGUCUGCUAUUGAUAUGAUGACCAGCACCAUAACUGUUGGUAGCCAAACCAACUGUUGCUCAUAA
This is a messenger RNA of Eucalyptus grandis, 374 nucleotides long. Its product is annotated as insulin-degrading enzyme-like 1, peroxisomal. The transcript has 3 exons. NCBI's taxonomy places the organism in Eukaryota, Viridiplantae, Streptophyta, Magnoliopsida, Myrtales, Myrtaceae. The coding region runs from base 81 to 374 and encodes 97 amino acids. The record is from RefSeq and is a predicted model, not a curated record.